AUGAUGGUCGAUCCGUUCGAAGUGCGCAUGCGGUUUACGACGCAGCUGCAGCACCUCAGCGCGUCAGUCACAUCCUCACAGAAAGCCGCCCACUAUGCUCUCAAAUACCGCGACCUCGAUGAGGAUCUCCAUUCCUGCAUUCUGGAGCAGCUCGAGAGAAACAACAUGAAUAACCGUGCGAAUAUUAUGUCCUUCAUCGAGCACUUUUGCGAAAUGGCUACGAAAGAAGACCACCUCCCCUACGUCCGCAUGAUUCAACGAGACAUCCUUCGAGUCGUUGACGCAGUGGUGCCGCCCGAUGGCACAGGAGCCGCAAACGUCAAACACGUCCGACGCGUUCUGAGCAGUCUGCAGGGCAAAGAGAUUCUCUCGGCUGAAGCUGUGGAAGAGAUCAACGCAGCUCUCAAAGACCGAGAGCCACACUCUGCACACCUGGACUUUGAGCAAGAAGAGGCACCGGAAGGCAGCGCGAAGUCGAAGACGGGAACGCCCCGCAACCCCAAGACUCAGGGUAUGCGCGUGGAUAAGAGACAAAUCGAGCAGAGAAUCGAGGAAGACCGCGAGCGCAACAAACGCCUACGAGAGAGUAUGUGGGCUGUUAGCGGGGAUGACACUGAGGAAUUCUCAAAGAUGUGGGAUGAUAUGAGCGACAUCGGCGAAGAUGACUUCAUCAACGCCAAAGAGGAGGCUGCUGAGCGCAGGCGUAUGCUCAAGGCCGUACGACGGAGAUCUUGA
Molecule: messenger RNA, 735 nt
Organism: Penicillium atrosanguineum
Lineage: Eukaryota; Fungi; Ascomycota; Eurotiomycetes; Eurotiales; Aspergillaceae
Product: CTD kinase subunit gamma
Exons: 2
Coding region: 1-735 (244 amino acids)
Biological process (GO): positive regulation of DNA-templated transcription, elongation; positive regulation of transcription by RNA polymerase I
Cellular component (GO): CTDK-1 complex
Source: RefSeq, a predicted model, not a curated record